This is a messenger RNA of Alternaria burnsii, 1110 nucleotides long. RefSeq lists its product as uncharacterized. The transcript has a single exon. Bases 1 to 1110 code for a protein of 369 amino acids. The record is from RefSeq and is a predicted model, not a curated record. NCBI's taxonomy places the organism in Eukaryota, Fungi, Ascomycota, Dothideomycetes, Pleosporales, Pleosporaceae.
AUGGAAUCUCCAAUCGACCAAAAAGCUUCGCCGAACCAAGCUACAGAAUGCAGCCAAUCACCACACCUUCCAUGGGAUGUCCUCAUCGAAAUAGCCCGCCAUUGUCGUCUCGACGAGCUGCGUGUUUUGACCAUGGUCAGUACGCAAAUGCGCGAUCUGAUUGAUCGCUAUAUCCCCACGAUUGCGCCAGCGGUAGCACAUGUCACGUUCAGUAAACGAGUCCUCCAGCACAUGUACGAUCGAUCGAACUUCUUCCACUAUGAGCAGCUGCGAGAGCUCGUACCGCACCAGCUGGCGGCAAUCCUGGUGAACAAACAUCGAAUCGCAUAUUCAAAUGGGCGCCCAGCUUAUCGUAUACCAGCAGAAGCACCUUGCGGCGACUAUCUGCGUAAACGAGUCGCAAACGGCUGGGACAUCCUACGGGAGUUGUAUCUUAUCUCCCAGGAUGUGCGUACGUCUUAUACAGCAGAUGAAUUGAUACAGCAGGACCGGCAGUCGCUGCGAUACUCACUCGACGCCUGUAAGAUGAAGGAGGAUAUCAUCCAGCAGCGACGUCUGGACUAUGUUCAUGGACUAUGUUCUCAUCAGAUACGAGAUUACAUAUUGCUGACGACGCUCCUUCCUUGCAUUUUCAGUAUGUCAAAGGCUAACGUUGGAGACGAGUACGAGCCUUGGAUAUUCGACAAGGGCGAAAGCUUUGAUCAGUUGCGCUCGUUCCGAGAUGGAACGACGUGGCUCUCGUGGUUUGUGCUAGCUGAAGGACUGCAUAUUUUCUGGGCUCAAUGGUGGAGUUUGCCUCCAGAUUUGGCACAGCAUCACAUCGCACGCCGCGCCGUGCACACAUAUAAAAUUUUGGAUCCUGCACUUGUCGACCACCAGCGUUCAUUGAUGAAGCGACUUCAUGACGGUAUCCGUGAUGUAGGGGGAGUCAAGUUAGCGGAUUACGGCAACUUGAAACCACAUCUGUAUUUCCCUAACGUUUCCAAUGGAAUGCGUCCGCCAAAAGACUACCGAGCUCCGGAGACGCUCCAGCAUGUACUAUUCCAUGCCAAUUUUCGAUGCCCAGAUGGAGUUGAAGAACCUUCUCCUUUGAUAAUCUCACCAUGGUAG